GCCAUGGCGGAGGAGGUGUGGGUGGGUGCCUGGAGGCCCCAUCGCCCCCGGGGCCCCAUCAUGGCCCUCUACAGCAGCCCCGGACCCAAGUACCUGAUUCCACCCACCACGGGCUUCGUGAAGCACACGCCCACCAAGCUGCGUGCACCGGCCUACAGCUUCCGAGGGGCCCCCAUGCUCCUGGCAGAGAACUGCUCCCCGGGGCCCCGCUACAACGUGAACCCGAAGAUACUGAGGACCGGCAAGGACCUCGGCCCUGCCUUCUCCAUCCUGGGGCGUUACCACACCAAGACCAAGCUGACCCCUGGCCCGGGUGACUACUUUCCAGAGAAAUCCGCCAAGCACGUGUUCGACUCCGCGCCCAGCCACUCCAUCUCUGCCCGGACCAAGACCUUCCGAGUGGACAGCACCCCAGGGCCGGCCGCGUACAUGCUGCCUGUCGUGACAGGGCCCCACACCGUGGGCAAGGCCUCCCAGCCCUCCUUCUCCAUCAAGGGCCGCAGCAAGCUAGGCAGCUUCAGCGAUGACCUGCACAAGACCCCAGGUCCCGCGGCCUACCGUCAGACCGACGUGCAGGUGACCAAGUUCAAGGCUCCGCAGUACACCAUGGCUGCCCGGGUGGAGCCCCCAGGGGACAAGACCCUCAAGCCAGGACCAGGAGCCCACAGCCCCGAGAAGGUGACCAUGACCAAGCCCUGCGCCCCCAUCGUCACCUUCGGCAUCAAACACUCGGACUACAUGAUGCCACUGGUGGUGGAUGUGGACGUGGACUAGCCGGGCCCCGGGCACGGCGUUCCCACGGCAGAUUCCGGAGGCA
Messenger RNA from Lemur catta (Ring-tailed lemur), 817 nucleotides. It is a transcript of the gene CIMAP1A, whose product is annotated as outer dense fiber of sperm tails 3. The record is from RefSeq and is a predicted model, not a curated record. Bases 4 to 774 code for a protein of 256 amino acids. Gene Ontology annotation, cellular component: cytoskeleton; outer dense fiber. The transcript has 6 exons. Lineage: Eukaryota; Metazoa; Chordata; Mammalia; Primates; Lemuridae.